Papilio machaon (common yellow swallowtail) is the source of this 3620-nucleotide messenger RNA. It is a transcript of the gene mus201, whose product is annotated as DNA repair protein UVH3. Bases 1 to 3330 code for a protein of 1109 amino acids. Gene Ontology annotation, molecular function: DNA endonuclease activity; single-stranded DNA binding. The record is from RefSeq and is a predicted model, not a curated record. Gene Ontology annotation, biological process: nucleotide-excision repair. Gene Ontology annotation, cellular component: nucleus. NCBI's taxonomy places the organism in Eukaryota, Metazoa, Arthropoda, Insecta, Lepidoptera, Papilionidae. The transcript is spliced from 7 exons.
AUGGGAGUCACUGGACUGUGGAGACUUAUUGAGCCCGCAGGCAAACCGGUCCCGGUGGAGACUUUGGAAAACAAAGUGCUCGCAGUUGAUAUAUCAAUAUGGUUGCAUCAGAUGGUCAAAGGAUACCAAGAUGCAAAAGGAGCCCCUGUGGCAAACGCUCACCUUAUGGGUCUAUUUCAACGUCUCUGUAAAUUACUUUACUUUAGAAUAAAACCAGUAUUUGUUUUUGAUGGUGGAUACCCUGAUUUAAAAAAAGAAACAAUUGCUAAGAGACAAGAUAAUAAAUCUAAACUUAAUUCUGAAUCAGAAAGAUUAAAAAGAGAACUUGCCCUAUUGCUUGGGAAAAGGACAGCUAUUGGUAGUUUAUUGGGGAAGCAAAUAUCUCCGAAGAAAGCCAACCCUGCAACUGAUGUAAAUAGAGAUGAUAUGUUUAAACUGCCAGCGUUGCCUCAGAAAGAAGAAGAAUCUGAAUCAGAGUCUGAAGAUGAACAAGAUUCUAGUGCAUCUACAAUUGACUUACACACUGUUGAUGUUGAAUCUGAGAAUUUUAAGAACAUGCCUGCUAAAGAAAAGUAUGAUUUACUCAUUGAAUUAAAAGAGACAAGAAAGAUGAAUUCAUGGGGAAAACUUCAUACACUGCCAAAGAAAAGUGAUCAGUUCUCAGAUUUUCAAAUGGAAAGAUUAUUAAAACGUAGAAAAAUACAAGAAUGUUUAGAAGAAACAGAGAAAGAAAUGGGAGAUGGCACAAUGUCCAUAAAUGAGCUUGAAUCUUUGUUAAAUGAAGAAGGUAUUGAUACAAAAAUUGAAACACUACCCACUCGCCGAAUCGCCUCUAAUAAUACUACAAGGUUCUUACUCAUCAAUAAUGUAAAACAAGCAUUAGCAGAUGCUAAAAAGAAAAAAGAACUACUUAGUAAAAAAGAAGAAGUAGAUAAGAAAAUUGUUCCUGAAGAAGUGACUAAUGUAACACCAAAAACAGAAGAUGAGGAACUUCAAAUGGCAAUAAAAAUGUCAAUGGAAUGUGUAGACGACGCUAAUACAAGUGCUGGUACAUCUAAAACAGAUGAUUCUUGGACUUCACAUUUAUCAGACUCUGAUUAUUCUUAUUCCUAUUCUGAGGAUGAAGGUGAUGAUAUUGAACAGCCAGAUAUGUCCUCUGCCAAGGCCUAUAUUGCACAAUAUAGUGACUUUACCUAUAAAGCUAUUGAUAACAUUGUAACAUCCAAAAAUAGUGGCUCCAAAAGUAAAUGCAAAGUCCCAAAAAUAGAUGAAAUAAUCAAGGAACUUGAAAAUGAAAAGUCAAUUAUAGUUGAUAAAGUUGAUUUGUCAUCAGAUGAAGACAAAAAAUUGCAUGAUAUUAAACUCAUAGACCCAGAUACCCAGACCCAGAAUGAAAAUAAUGUAAUUGCUGAUAUUGACGUAAAUGAUACACAGCAAUCUGUUAUUGCUGUUGAAAACCAAUCUAUUAGUGUAAUAAACCUCGACACAAGCACUGAAGAGGAAAAAUCAGAAAUAAAGACUAUUGUAUCCGAAUCUGUUAAUGUUGGAACUGUUCAAAACGAAUUAUCAGAUGAUUCUAGUGACAAUGAAUUUGAAGAAGUGCCAGAAGAAAACAAAUCAAGCAAGCCAGUUGUUGAGCUCACUCUCAACAUGGGGGCCGCUCCUGAUGAUGAUAUAUUUGCUGACGUUUUUGAAGACAACAAGCAAGAACAUAUCAAGGAAAACCAAGAUAGUAAAAAUGAACCUACAAUCUUAAAUACUAAUAUUGAUUUGUGUGAAGUAAAGAUAAAAGAAGAGCCUGAUACGUUCGAAAUUUAUAAUAUAGAAACAGACAAAGAGAUAACUGAGUCUCCGAAAAUAGAUACAUCGCCUAUUGAGAAAGAAAGCUCUGGUGAAGAUGAACAGAAUGAUGCAGUAGUAAAUGCAGAAAAUGUAAAUAAAAACAAUGAGCAAAAAGAUAUUGCAUUAUCCCCAGAAAAAACUGAUCAGGCUGUCAUUGAAAGUAAUAAGCCACCUAAGAAGUUAUUAACUACUGAAGAUUUAAAUUCCAUGAUGUCCGAAAUUCAAAGCAAAGAGGAUCAUUUGAUACAAGAAAAAGGAAAAAUGGAUCGAAUCGGACGAAACAUAACAGAGGAAAUGACAAAAGAUGCGCAAGAGUUGCUUCAAAUUUUUGGUAUUCCUUACAUCGUUGCUCCGAUGGAGGCAGAAGCUCAAUGUGCAUUUCUUGAACGUGUAAAUUUAACAGAUGGGACUAUAACUGAUGAUAGUGAUAUUUGGUUAUUUGGUGGAAAGACAGUGUAUAAGAAUUUCUUUAAUCACAAUAAACAUGUCAUGCAGUUUUUGUCAGAAAGAAUAGAGAAGUCAUUUAAUUUAUCAAGAGAACAGUUGAUACUGUUUGCGUUAUUAGUUGGUAGUGAUUACACAAUGGGUAUACCUGGUAUUGGUCCUGUAACUGCACUAGAAAUCCUAGCAUCCUUUCCAUUCAGCAAGAGGCAGUUCCUCAGUGAGACAUCUAAACAGGCGAAGUAUUUUCAAAUAAUAGCUGGGCUACAAGAAUUCAAGAAAUGGGUGCGAGCAGGAAAGAGAACGGAUAAUAUUAAAUUAAAGAAAAAGAUAAAAAAUGUUCAACUAACAGAGGAUUUUCCUAGUAUGAGGGUGGUUCAAGCUUAUCUAGAGCCGAAUGUUGAAAAAAGUGAUGAAAAGUUUACUUGGGGAAAUAUUGAUAUUACUAUAUUACGAGAUUAUACAAAAACUAAAUUUGGCUGGUCACAGAAUAAACUUGAUGAAAUUAUAAAACCAGUUUUGAGCAGAAUAAAUGAUCGCAAAACUCAAAGAUCGGUUCAGGACUAUUUCAAGGCAAAGAUAGAUUUUCAAUCACUCGAGGAUAAAAUGAGUAAGAGAGUUAAAGCCGCGGUUCAAAUGAUGGACCCGGAAUAUAAGGCAGAAGUAAAUGAAGAAGAUAUUCAACCUGUAGAAGACAAAAAAGGAAAAAUAAAACGAAAACCAAAUAAAGUUACAAUGGGUAAUGACCUGUCAGAACCAUCAACAAGUAAAAAGAAGAAAUCUGAGAAUAAUGAAGCAGUAACUAAAGUUAUUAAUAUUAAUGAAGCCAAUUGCCAAGGUUUUGAAGUUGUCAUUCCGAAAACUGACAGAUUCCAAGAGAUCAUACCUCAGAGAGAAAAAGACAAACAGAACAUUUUACAGAAUAAGUUGAAAGCAAUAGAGAUAUUUAGAAAAUCUAAAAUCAGUAGAAAAGUUAAGCGCACGAAAAGGAGAGUAAAUCUACCAAAAGCCGAAGCCGAGCUAUCAGAAAGUAGCGAUGAAAAUUAGACCGAAGUUCAAAUGUCGUUAAAUAAUAUUUCGGAUGAUAAAUGAAGACUAAUAGGGAAAAGCAAUUUUAGAAAAUGAUUAGUAAGAGAAUAGCAUUUUUUUAAUACUGGUUCUAUGACAGUGAACUACGAUGGGUUUGUCCAAGUUUUAUGGGUUACCAGUGAGCAAAAAUUUCCCAACUUCAAUUCUCUUUGUAAUAUAAUUCCUUCCUAUUUAAAUUUACUUAUAACAUCAUGUUCAUGAGUGAUGUUUUUAUGGAAUCUAGAAAUUUUGAAAAUGGCAACAUUAAA